UAAUCAAAAACUCUUAUCACAAAAAAGUAGUGAGGCUUCAACAAUGGGGAACUGUUUGGUUACCCAAGAUAAGAUUAUUAAGGUCAUGAAAACAGAUGGAAAAGUCCUUGAGUACAAAUCACCCAUCAAAAUUCAUCAAGUGUUAUCAGAUUUUGCUGGCCAUGCAAUAUCUGACAAACUACCUGUCGUUCAACAUCUCCAUCCAGACAUUGAUAUGGUCGUUGGUAACAUCUACUACCUUCUACCACUUCCAUUACUUUCAGAAGAAAAACAGAAGAAAAGGGUAAGAUUCGCAAAUCCAGCAGAGGAAGCAAGACAAGAAAGCAGUGGAGUUGUGAGGAUAAAGUUGGUCAUGACCAAGAAGGAGCUACAUAUGAUGUUAAAUAAAGGAAGUCUUUCAGUAGAUGAUAUGCUUUCUAAUCUUAAAGAAAUAAAGCAGGUCCCAAAUCAAUCUGAGCAGCUAAAAGAUGAUAGUAGAUUUUGGAAUAAAGAAUGGAAGCCUGAACUAGAAAGUAUACCUGAAUGAACUGGAUAAGAAAACAGAUGGAAACA
Messenger RNA from Impatiens glandulifera, 552 nucleotides. RefSeq lists its product as uncharacterized. The transcript has a single exon. The coding region runs from base 44 to 526 and encodes 160 amino acids. The record is from RefSeq and is a predicted model, not a curated record. NCBI's taxonomy places the organism in Eukaryota, Viridiplantae, Streptophyta, Magnoliopsida, Ericales, Balsaminaceae.